AUGGCAAAUAAUGGCAAUAUUGGGCGGCCUCAAAAUGUCGGUAUAGUAGCGAUAGAGGUAUAUUUUCCAAAUUAUUAUGUCAAUCAGGCAGAGUUGGAAGCACAUGAUGGCGUUGCUGCUGGCAAAUAUACCAUUGGAUUGGGCUUAAAUAAUAUGGGCUUUUGUAGCGAUCGUGAAGAUAUCAAUUCCCUUUCUUUGACGGUCAUGCAAAGAUUAAUGGAACGAAAUAAUCUAUCGUACGAUCAGAUUGGACGAUUAGAAGUCGGUACUGAGACCAUUGUUGAUAAGUCCAAGUCGACAAAAACGGUCUUGAUGCAACUCUUUAAAGAUAGUGGUAAUAGUGAAGUAGAGGGAAUCGAUACAACGAAUGCAUGCUAUGGCGGAACCAACGCCUUGUUCAACUCAAUCAAUUGGGUUGAAAGUAACUCUUGGGACGGGCGUUAUGCUGUAGUUGUAUGUGGCGAUAUUGCGAUAUACUCGGUCGGCAGUGCUCGUUGUACAGGCGGUGCCGGUGCCUGCGCGAUGUUGAUAGGACCCGAUGCCCCAGUUGUAAUGGAAAGUAGAUUAAGAGGUUCUCACAUGCAGCAUGUUUAUGAUUUCUACAAGCCAAAUAUGACUUCGGAAUAUCCAACUGUCGAUGGUAAACUAUCCCUAACUUGCUACACAACAUCGGUAGAUAAGUGCUAUCAACGUUAUAAGGAUAAAGCUGCUACAAUACUGAAUAAAAAGAUAACGUUAGAUACGUUUGAUAAGUUUUGUUUUCAUUCACCCUUCUGUAAACUGGUUCAGAAGUCCGUCGGUAGGAUAACUCUUAAUGAUUUCUUGAUUGAUCCUGAAAGAUACAUCGCAGAAUUUCCUGAAUUACAGAACCUGAGGGAUGUCAAAAUAGACGAAACUUAUACUGAUAAAAACAUUGAAAAAACUUUCGUAACAGUUAGCAACAAUUCUUUCAAGCAAAAAACUAAAGGAUCUUUACUUUUAGCUGGCGAAGUCGGAAAUAUGUAUACAGCAUCACUUUAUGGUGGAUUGGCAUCGCUUUUUGCUAUCUCCUCUGCCGAAACAUUAGCUGGUAAACGCAUAGGAAUGUUCUCUUAUGGGUCUGGUUCUGCAGCGACUUUAUACUCAUUUCGUGUAGUCGAUGACGCUACAAACUCUAAGCUUAUAAAUAUCAUAAACAAUGCUGCUGAUAUCCCUGCGAGACUUGAAUCACGCAAGAAGGUAUCACCUGACGAUUUCGUCAAGACUCUAGCUAUUCGCGAGGACAAUCAUUCGUCGAACAAUUAUUCACCUGUUGGUAGUACAGAGGACUUGUGUCCAGGCACUUAUUACCUCGCUCACGUAGAUGAUAUGUAUAGGAGGAGGUAUGAAAGAAAACCAUUGCAAAACAGCAAUGGAAUUUAG
This is a messenger RNA of Trichoplax adhaerens, 1401 nucleotides long. RefSeq lists its product as uncharacterized. Lineage: Eukaryota; Metazoa; Placozoa; Uniplacotomia; Trichoplacea; Trichoplacidae. Gene Ontology annotation, molecular function: hydroxymethylglutaryl-CoA synthase activity. The record is from RefSeq and is a predicted model, not a curated record. Gene Ontology annotation, biological process: acetyl-CoA metabolic process. Bases 1 to 1401 code for a protein of 466 amino acids. The transcript is spliced from 7 exons.